Molecule: messenger RNA, 1197 nt
Organism: Gossypium raimondii (Peruvian cotton)
Lineage: Eukaryota; Viridiplantae; Streptophyta; Magnoliopsida; Malvales; Malvaceae
Product: polyadenylate-binding protein 2
Exons: 4
Coding region: 533-994 (153 amino acids)
Molecular function (GO): RNA binding
Source: RefSeq, a predicted model, not a curated record
UAAUUUUCCUCGACCUGCCUUUGUGUUAUCGCUGGAAUAGUUACAAUGUUUUCGAGGGUUGGCCAAAAGCUUUUUUUUCCUUUUAGACAACAUUGUACUUAAAGAUAGUGAAAGUGAUUUCUAUAUGUUAAAUUUCAAAAAAGCAAAUAAGAGAAAAAAAAAGUGAGAAAAUGAGGGGUAAAAUUCUUCAAAUAUUUCAUGGAAAAAAGAAAAAGAAAAGUGAUGGAAGAACAUGUUGAAUGAGAAAAAUAUAGAGAAAAAAAAGAGGAAAAAAAUUGAAAGAAAUUGUAUGUGAAAAAAAGGAGAAAAAAGUAUCAAUAUGAUGGAAAUUUUGAUUAGUUAUAUGUGUUGAUUAUAUAAAAUUUAGUGUAAAAAUCAGGGAGAUAAAUGCAUUAUAUACCAGUCCCUGAAAAGUGUAACUGGGCUUGUUUGGACUGGAUGGAUGGAUGGAAGUAGCAUGUUAUUUAACAUGCUUCAACUUCUUGCAAGGGAUUUAGUUUGCUUCUUUUGAAGAGCUAAGCCAAGUCAACAUAUGCAAUCUAAGUUGCAAGAACAUCGUUGCUGGUGGUCGUGGUGGUCAUUGGAGUAUGAACCUCAGAUAUUUGUGGUCAUUUUUGCUGAUGCGGUUGAUUAUGCAUGCACACCUGAAGAAGUGCAGCAGCAUUUUCAAUCUUGUGGCACUGUAAACAGAGUAACCAUUCUGACAGACAAGUAUGGUCAACCGAAAGGAUUUGCUUAUGUAGAGUUCCUGGAAGCAGAAGCUGUUCAAGAGGCUCUUGUGCUGAAUGAAUCUGAAUUACAUGGCCGCCAGUUGAAGGUUAUGCCAAAAAGGACUAAUGUUCCUGGGAUGAAGCAGUACCGUCCAAGGCGAUUCAAUCCUUACAUGGGCUACCGGUCCAGGAGGCCCUAUGUACCGCCUUAUUUCUAUUCUCCUUAUGGAUUCGGGAAGAUUCCUAGAUUCAGGAGGCCAAUGCGGUAUAUGCCCUACUACUAGAAGACUGAGCAUCUCAUGACAUAAUUACCGAGUAUGGAUGGUUUGAUAGAGAAAGUAUAAUCUCAUGUAAGCCAUUCUGCUCAGAGGAUAUAACCAGGCAUUUCUAUUUGCUAUAUGCAAUUUGAAUCAUGUACUAUCUGCUGUAUGACAUUGCAAAUGUUUUCGAGUUGUUUGAGUUAAAUAAAUUGGACGAUAUAUGAUUA